This is a messenger RNA of Thamnophis sirtalis, 664 nucleotides long. NCBI's taxonomy places the organism in Eukaryota, Metazoa, Chordata, Lepidosauria, Squamata, Natricidae. The record is from RefSeq and is a predicted model, not a curated record.
ACCGCCGCCGCCGCCAGCGAUCUCGGCUGUUUGGGAUUUGGAGGAAUUAAAACCAGAACUCCGAUUUGGGGGAUUAUUAUUGUUGUUAUUGUUGCUACUACCGGUCCCCCGCCUUUCCUCUACUUUUAAAUGGUCAAUGAAAACAAGAGGAUGUACAUUCCAGAAGAAAACCACCAAGGUUCCAACUAUGUGAGUCCGCGUCCGGCUCUUGCCAACAUGAAUGCCAAUGCAGCAACAGGGCUGGCACCUGAGCAUAUCCCUACUCCGGGUGCAGCCCUCUCCUGGCAGGCUGCUAUCGAUGCUGCCAGGCAGGCGAAGUUGAUGGGUACUGCUGGCAACGCAACCAUAUCCACCGUUAGCUCCACACAGAGGAAACGGCAACAGUAUGGGAAACAGAAAAAACAGGGUACCACGACCGCUACACGUCCUCCCCGGGCACUGCUGUGUUUAACAUUGAAAAAUCCCAUCCGGAGGGCAUGUAUCAGUAUUGUUGAAUGGAAACCAUUUGAAAUUAUUAUUUUACUGACUAUUUUUGCCAAUUGUGUGGCCUUAGCUAUCUAUAUCCCCUUUCCAGAAGACGAUUCCAAUGCCACCAAUUCCAAUCUGGUAAGUCUUGGUUUAUGCUUUAUGACUUUGGCAGAAAAAUGAUCCUAUUCGGAACACA